UGGAGUGAAAAUGGAGAAACACUGCACGGACUCACGAGUCAAAGGAGUCAGCACAGGGACCACCAUCCUGGCUGCUAUUUUUGAUGGAGGGGUCGUUAUCGGGUCAGACUCCAGGGCUUCAAUGGGAGGAGAGUAUGUUUCAUCUAAGACCAUCAACAAGGUGAUUCAGGUCCACGACCGGAUCUUCUGCUGCAUGGCCGGUUCACUCGCAGACGCUCAGGCCGUCAUCAAGGCUGCAAAGUUCCACCUGUCCUUCCACAGUGUCCAGAUGGAGAGUCCUCCUCAGGUGAUCGCAGCAGCAUCCGUGUUGAAGGAUUUGUGCUACAAAAACAAAGACGAGCUGCAGGCCGGCUUCCUCACAGCAGGCUGGGACAAGAAGAACGGACCACAGGUGUACGUGGUGUCUCUGGGCGGGAUGUUGAUCAGUCAGCAGGUUACUAUUGGCGGCUCAGGGAGUACGUACAUCUAUGGCUAUGUUGACGCUAAAUACAAACCCAACAUGACAAAAGAGGAAUGCCUGCAAUUUGCCACUAAUGCUCUUGCUCUGGCCAUGGGCAGAGACAACGUCAGCGGGGGUGUCGCUCACCUGGUGGUGAUAACCGAAAAGGGGGUGGAGCAUGUGGUUGUACCUGGUGACAAACUGCCCAGGUUCCAUGAUGAGUGACUUGCUUCCUUCCGCCUGCCAUCAAACCACCAAUGAAAUCGCAGAGUAGUUGUUUCAAAGCUGGACUUGUUUAACCUGUCUGGUCUGUUUAGGAUCAGGAUGUAACAAAGUCAGACACACAAAAAGCGAGAUAAUAUUCAGCUAAAUAUAAAACCUGUGAACUACAGAAACACUGUCGUAGAAAAUGAGUCUUAUUAUGAAAUCAUAAGCAGGCUCAUUUAUACAGAAUUCAUCUGUCUGUUCUGUUUUGUGACCAAAUUACAUGUUUUUGUGUUUUUAUGUGGAAA
Messenger RNA from Pundamilia nyererei, 951 nucleotides. It is a transcript of the gene psmb12, whose product is annotated as proteasome 20S subunit beta 12. Gene Ontology annotation, cellular component: cytoplasm; proteasome core complex. Gene Ontology annotation, molecular function: threonine-type endopeptidase activity. Bases 11 to 664 code for a protein of 217 amino acids. The record is from RefSeq and is a predicted model, not a curated record. Lineage: Eukaryota; Metazoa; Chordata; Actinopteri; Cichliformes; Cichlidae. The transcript is spliced from 6 exons.